AUGAGCGCCCAGACCAAGCCCUCCCUCUGGCUCCGUUGCGAGAAGAAGCCCUUCGAGCACCGCUCCGCCCUCACCCCCACCACCGCCAAGACCCUCCUUGACGCCGGCUUUGACAUUUACGUCGAGAAGGACCCCCAGCGUAUCUUUGACGACGAGGAGUUUGCCGCUGUCGGCUGCAAGGUUGUCGAGCACAACACCUGGCCCCAGGCCCCCACUGACAUCCCCAUCAUCGGCCUCAAGGAGCUCCCCGAGUCGACCGACCCCCUCCCCCACACCCACAUCCAGUUUGCCCACUGCUACAAGGAGCAGGGCGGCUGGAACGACGUUCUCCGUCGCUUCGCCCGCGGCAACGGCAAGCUCUACGACCUCGAGUUCCUCGAGGACCCCGAGACCCGCCGCCGUGUUGCCGCUUUCGGCUUCCACGCCGGUUUCGCUGGUGCCGCCGCCGGUGCUCUUGCCUACGCCAAGCAGCAGGAGGACGGCGGCAACGGUGUCCUCAAGGACCUCAAGCCCUACCCCAACGAGGACGCCAUGAUCUCGCACGUUCGUGGUGCCCUUGAGACUGUCAAGGGCGGUGUCGAGAACGUCAAGGUUCUUGUCAUUGGUGCCCUCGGCCGCUGCGGUUCGGGUGCCGUCGACCUCUUCCGCAAGGUCGGCAUCAAGGAGGACAACAUUAACAAGUGGGACAUGGCCGAGACCGCCAAGGGCGGCCCCUUCCAGGAGAUCCUCGAGGCCGACAUCUUUGUCAACUGCAUCUACCUCUCCAAGCCCAUCCCCAAGUUUGUGACCUCGGAGAGCAUUGCCGCUGCCGGUGACGCCCGCCGCCUCUCGGUUGUCGUCGACGUCUCGUGCGACACCACCAACCCCCACAACCCCAUCCCCAUCUACUCGAUCAACACCACCUUCCCCGAGCCCACCGUUGAGGUCGACACCAAGGGUGUUGGCCACCGCUGCACCGUCAUCUCGAUCGACCACCUCCCCACCCUUCUGCCCCGCGAGUCGUCGGAGCAGUUCUCCAAGGACCUCCUUCCCUCGCUCCUCCAGUUCCCCCAGCGCGACUCGGCCCUCGUCUGGGUCAACGCCGAGAAGCUCUUCCGCGAGAAGCUCGAGGAGGCCCGCGUCGAGGACGAGCGCCUCGGCGUCAAGGCUUAA
Messenger RNA from Apiotrichum porosum, 1152 nucleotides. RefSeq names its product Saccharopine dehydrogenase. The transcript has 4 exons. Bases 1 to 1152 code for a protein of 383 amino acids. Lineage: Eukaryota; Fungi; Basidiomycota; Tremellomycetes; Trichosporonales; Trichosporonaceae. The record is from RefSeq and is a predicted model, not a curated record. Gene Ontology annotation, cellular component: cytoplasm. Gene Ontology annotation, molecular function: saccharopine dehydrogenase (NAD+, L-lysine-forming) activity.